Molecule: messenger RNA, 2434 nt
Organism: Manis javanica (Malayan pangolin)
Lineage: Eukaryota; Metazoa; Chordata; Mammalia; Pholidota; Manidae
Gene: MSL3
Product: MSL complex subunit 3
Biological process (GO): chromatin organization; regulation of DNA-templated transcription
Cellular component (GO): NuA4 histone acetyltransferase complex; MSL complex; nucleus
Source: RefSeq, a predicted model, not a curated record
CCUGGAGCCUCGCCCUCCGCCACGAUGAGCAAAUGAACGCGAGCGAGGGCAUGAAAUUUAAAUUCCACUCAGGGGAGAAAGUGCUGUGCUUCGAGCCUGACCCCACCAAGGCGCGAGUGCUGUACGAUGCCAAGAUUGUCGAUGUUAUUGUUGGAAAAGACGAAAAAGGCAGAAAAAUCCCAGAAUAUCUGAUCCAUUUUAAUGGUUGGAACAGAAGCUGGGAUAGAUGGGCAGCUGAAGAUCAUGUCCUUCGUGACACGGAUGAAAAUCGGAGAUUACAGCGUAAACUGGCAAGAAAAGCUGUAGCUCGCCUGAGACGCACAGGAAGAAAGAAGAAACGCUGCAGGUUGCCUGGUGUCGACUCCGUCUUAAAAAGCCUCCCCGUUGAAGAAAAAGAUGAAAAUGAUGAAAACUCAAUAAGCAGUUCCACUGAUGACAGCAGUGAAGAAAAGGAUGAAGAAAUAAGUGAAGAAAGUGAUAUUGAAGAAAAGACUGAAGUGAAGGAAGAACCAGAGCUGCACACGAAAAGGGAAAUGGAAGAAAGAACAAUAACUAUAGAAAUCCCUGAAGUUCUGAAGAAGAAGCUUGAGGAUGAUUGUUACUACAUCAACAGGAGGAAACGGUUAGUGAAACUUCCAUGCCAGACCAACAUCAUAACUAUUUUGGAAUCCUACGUGAAGCAUUUUGCUAUCAAUGCAGCCUUUUCAGCCCAUGAGAGGCCUCGUCACCAUCAUGCUGUGCCACACACCAACAUGAAUGUGCAUUAUAUCCCGGCAGAGAAGAACGUUGACCUUUGUAAGGAGAUGGUGGAUGGAUUAAGGAUAACUUUUGAUUACACUCUCCCAUUGGUUUUGCUCUAUCCGUAUGAACAAGUGCAGUAUAAAAAGGUGACUUCGUCCAAAUUUUUUCUUCCAAUUAAAGAAAGUGCCACCAACCCUAAUAGGAACCAGGAGGAGCUGUCUCCAAGCCCCCCUUUGUUGAAUCCAUCCACACCACAGUCCACGGAGAGUCAGCCAACCACAGGUGAACCGGCCACCCCCAAAAGGCGCAAAGCCGAGCCAGAAGCCUUGCAGUCCCUGAGGCGGUCAACACGCCACUCUGCCAACUGCGACAGGCUGUCUGAGAGCAGUGCCUCUCCUCAGCCCAAGCGCCGGCAGCAGGACACGUCCGCCAGCAUGCCCAAGCUGUUCCUGCACCUGGAAAAGAAGACACCUGUGCAUAGCAGAUCAUCCUCGCCUGUUCCUCUGACCCCUAGCAGGGAAGGGAGUACUGUGUUUGCCGGCUUUGAAGGCAGAAGAACUAAUGAAAUAAACGAGGUCCUCUCCUGGAAACUUGUACCUGACAGUUAUCCGCCAGGUGAUCAGCCACCUCCACCCUCUUACAUUUAUGGGGCCCAACACUUGUUGCGAUUAUUUGUGAAACUUCCAGAAAUCCUUGGAAAGAUGUCCUUUUCUGAGAAGAAUCUAAAGGCUUUACUGAAGCACUUUGAUCUGUUUCUGAGGUUUUUAGCAGAAUACCACGAUGACUUCUUCCCAGAGUCUGCCUAUGUCGCUGCCUGUGAGGCACACUACAGCACCAAGAACCCAAGGGCAACGUAUUAAAGGUUUAAAAUUUAAAGAUUUUAAACCUUAUUAAACUUACUAUAGUUUGUUCUGGAAGAAGAGCUUCUCCGGCUACCUUUGAGUUCUAGGUUCCCAGUGAAGAAUUAGAAUAUGGCUGGUCUUCUUUACAGAUACCACCCACUCUUGGGGUGUUCUGGCAGAGUGGGUCUAUUUCUUACGUUGCUCACAUAUUGUACUUAUUUCUGUUAAGGAUUACUUCUUAGGUGCCUGAACAGCCUCCAACAUCUGACCCUUGCCACUGUUCACAUCAUCUGUAAUAGUGGGAAGAGAGAAGCUGUGUUCACAUUGAAAUACUCAUGAAAAUGUGUGGUUAGGCUGUUUUUGGUUGAUGCUAGUGUUAUUUGUUAGCAAUGACCACAUUUCCUAGUUCCUUGUUAGCAGUAAGCAAAAUUGUUUUUCAAAUUUAUUUUAUUCUUGCAAUGAAUCCUGCCCAGUGAAUUUUAGUUUUGUUUAGAAACCACAAAAUAGUGCUAAAAUCUUUUGGACUUUGAUGUUGAUAUUGAUGGCACAAUUAAUUGUGCAGCUAUACAUCUGCUUGUUAGGGUUCCUUUUUUGUAAAACCUUAUUUUUGGUGAUCUAACUAAAGCGUUGCUGAUGUUGUUGGAAAUUUUACAGCUAUAGUUUGUUGUGUAAUGUUAUGGUUCCCUUUCUGUAAAACCUUACUUUUGGUAAUCGAAAUAAAGCAUUGCCUGUCUUAUUGGACAGAACCAGGAGAGUUUUCCCUCCGGCCUUGGACUCUUCUCUUUAUAUAUUGCAGAGGAACAGUAAGGUAACUUCUUGACUCAUAACUUUUUGUUUGUUUUCCCUUUGUG